AUGGGUCCUAAAAGGCCUUCUAAAGAUAUACAAGUUGAAAUGGAAAGUACUGCUGUGGAAGGAGAAGAAUUGGGUGACCUUCCGUACCGGAGUAUUGGCAUGUACAUGCAAUUGUUGGGCGAGACUCCACCUCCUACGGAAUGGAACCUUUUUAUUCUAUUCGAUGGACAUGUGGUGUUUGAAACAAAAUGGCACCACGAGGAAGAGCUGGAAAUUGAUAGUUUACCGCUAAUAGAUUUACUUGACCCUGCUUAUCAAUCUCUAGUGUUGGAUAGGCCGCUGAUAUUCCUACUGCGGUCUCAUGGAGGAAAAUCUUCAAAAGAUCCUGAUCCUUUGACACACGUUGAUAACCGUGCCGGAGCAGCUCUUGAUUUAUUGCCUUUGUUGAUCGGCACGGACGAGGUCGUUUGUAAGCUACGGUUGCUGGCACCCACUGGCGAGGAAACAGGUCAUAAAAUCAAGGUUCGGGUCACAGCUACGGGACCUCGGCCAGAUACUGGACUAAUGCCACUAGUGAUCACGAUGAUAUCAGCACAUUGUUUGCCUGUUACUAAAGACGGCACGGUUUAUAUUGCAGCACUGGGGCUAGACGGGUUACUGGAGCACGUUUCAUUACAAUUCAAUAUGUCCCUCAGCACUGUUACGGCGAAGAAAGCCCUGUGGGCUGCUGCUAGCACGGCCCCGCUCAUGAUUCGCACGGGCUAUCCUGCUAUGAGACUGGAUAGAUACAUACCUCCAGAUUUAGAACCACAGGAUACAAAUUUAUGUAAUUCAGUGUACUGGCAUGCCGUAAGAAGAAUAUUUGUAGAUCCCGAUGUGCUCCGGCAGAGGCUAGCAUCGCCCUUCCUUAUUGAAAUCGCCGGAGUUCCGAGAUUUGGGAAGGUAGACGUUCGUGGACGUUAUAUGGGCCAUAUUGACGCAGGUGCCUUAUUAGAACCGUUGCAGUUUUCACUUACAACAUGCGGAAAAUUAACCUUUUUUGCGGAAACUGAAUAUCCUGAACAUAUGGGGCCUUUGUUAGAACUUCCUCCCGCCAGUGCUAAAAGUAGCGCUCGACAGCCGCUUGUUUUAACAGACAUUCAUGGACACUAUCCAUAUAUUGUUGUCAAAUUCGAUAUACCAGAGAUAUUGUCAGAAAAGAGAAAACUUGGAACACUGUUUGACGUUAUGGGGUUUCCCGAACCCGACGUUCGCAUGCCUUUAGAAGAGUUGUAUAUCGAGCCACCGCCAGAGGAUCCUUCAGUUGAUGUGAGAAAAAUACGUGUUGAAGAGGGUGCUUUGGCAGUCCAUAAAGAAUUAAGUACCUUGGCGUGUAGAGGAGCAGUGUCGAUGAACCAGGGCAUAAAACGUACAGCAGCCAAUAAACUACUGACUCGUGUGAGAACUAUGUUGAAGCAGUUUCCGCCGGGCGAGUGCUCGUACCUAGAGUGGCAGGACACAGUGACGGCCCAGCACGCGGCGUGCCGGCGCGCCGUCACCGCCUCCUUCAGGCCGCAGCCGCCGCCCGAGAAACCCACCAACCCCUACGCUGCCCCGCGAGCAGAGGCCGCCGGCGACACCAGGGUCGCUACCAGGCAUAUCGAACAUAAUUUGCGAGUCGCUGAAAAACACCCGAGAAUGCUACUUGCUAAAAUAUUAAAAUGUUUAGAAGCUAGAAACGACGGUGAAGCAAAAACCUACUUGCUCAGAGCGUUGAAGUCUCAGUGUCUAAAUAAAUAUUUGUUGUGGAUGUACGGGGCGCUAGAAUUUGAUAAAGGAGAGGAGGCCUGUGAUGCUGCUAAGGCUGCAUUUCGCAUCGCCGUGAAGGGUGUAUACUCUAACGGCACAGCGGGAGCUAUCGGCUGGGGCGCGGUGCAUACAGUGUGCCACAUCGAUGAAGACUACUAUCGUGCUUUUAUAGCGAUGAGGAGAGUGAGGAAAUCGCACGAGCUGAAGAAAGAGUGGAAGUUGUAUUAUCAGCGUUGGGUCGAAACUAGUGGCCAAGAGGAAAUUUAUUGGAGGCCAAAAGUGAUAAACCAACAGAAUCCUCUCAUUGUUGUUGCCGCAUUUUUUCUUUGCUUACGUUGUUAUAAAUUCAGCGAAAAAAUUUUACAGUGCUUGGAAAGGGGAUGUGCUACCAGAGGAUCUCGUUUUGAUGUAAAAACGAUACUCACGGAAGAUAUUUACUAUUUGCGUGCCGCGUCACUUUUAUUAAGACGUCAAACUUUAGAGGCUUUAGAAAUGACCGAACAAGGAAUAAGAAGGUUCGGGCCGUCCCCUAUGAUGUCGCAGAUGCGAACUACUUGUUUGAUGGCUGUCCGGGGCUGGGACGAAGAUUGUGCGGUUGCAUUGAGCGAGUCUGAGAGCGCCGGUUCCAAACUAUGUCCACGAAUACUGAUGGAGGCGGCAAUUAGAGGGAUGAAGGUGGAUCCUGAGGAGGCGCUGCAGAGAGCUGCGCGUGCUCACAAGAUUGCUCCUUCAGGGUAUACAGCUUUGGUGAUUGCACGUAUUUAUGCUAGGAAGGGCGAGUUUAGUUUGGCGGAGCGCUGGGCGGCGGGGGCGGUGAAGAUGGAGCCACUGUUAGCUGAUGGGUGGGCGGUGCUGGCAUUGCUGGCGAUGGGCGACAGAAACGUAGACAAGGCACGCACCAUGCUGCGCACGGCGCACCAAGCGGGCCCCAUCAGCGAAGUCAUAGAGAAACAACUCAAGAGAAUCAAGAAAAUAGUCAAAGUCGACUCUUUAGCGGACUCCAUGCUCAAAAACUUAUGUUUCUGUGAAUAUCUUUCCGGUGAUGAUUCUAAAUGA
This is a messenger RNA of Pectinophora gossypiella (pink bollworm), 2784 nucleotides long. RefSeq lists its product as uncharacterized. Gene Ontology annotation, molecular function: protein binding. The transcript has a single exon. The coding region runs from base 1 to 2784 and encodes 927 amino acids. NCBI's taxonomy places the organism in Eukaryota, Metazoa, Arthropoda, Insecta, Lepidoptera, Gelechiidae. The record is from RefSeq and is a predicted model, not a curated record.